Neocloeon triangulifer is the source of this 603-nucleotide messenger RNA. RefSeq names its product NADH dehydrogenase [ubiquinone] 1 beta subcomplex subunit 9 (gene ND-B22). Lineage: Eukaryota; Metazoa; Arthropoda; Insecta; Ephemeroptera; Baetidae. The transcript has 3 exons. The record is from RefSeq and is a predicted model, not a curated record. Bases 60 to 494 code for a protein of 144 amino acids. Gene Ontology annotation, biological process: mitochondrial electron transport, NADH to ubiquinone.
AAUUUUUUUUCACCGUGAACGCAAAAACCGACAUCUGUUUUCUGUUCUGUUCAGCAAACAUGUCGGGUUACCUGAAUCCCAAUUUACUGAGACACUCAAAACGAGUAUGCAGCCUCUACAAAAGGGCUGUACGAAAUUUGGAAGCCUAUAAUAUGGACAGGACGGUAUUUAGGUACCAAGCCGUAUUGAUGAGAGCCAAGUUCGAUGAAAACAAAGACAUCAAAGACCUUCGAAGGGCCAAGGAACUUUUGAUUGCUGGAGAGGAGGAGCUGCUGAGAAGCGAGCAUUAUCAACCUAUAAAAUUCCCACACUCACCCGGAGGCGUUGCUUAUGCUCGUGAGGUCACGGCCCCCGAUUGGGUCCUCGACUACUGGCACCCCUUGGAAAAAGCUCAAUACCCCGAGUACUUUGCUCGUCGUGAGCAGCGAAAGAAGGAAUAUCUGAAGUUCUUCGAGCAGCAAUAUGGCAAACCACCCCAAGACAGUCAUCACUGAGUGAUUCGCCAAACAAGUGUUGAUAAGUUUUAUUGUUAAUAUUUGAUUCAUUAAAAGCACCUGUAGUAUAUUUGUGAAUGAAAAUAAAAUGGUUAAGAUAAUUUAGCAA